AUGCACUCUGGUAUACUGAUCGCUCUCUGCUCCGCUGCUCUUGUCACUGCCCACGGUGGUGUGCUCCAGUACUCCUUUGGUGGUGACUGGUACAACGGUUUCGUACCAUACAACACGCCAACGGGUCAGUCGACAAUCCAACGCCAGUGGGCAACAUACAAUCCGAUCACGGAUCCGACAGACCCUACUAUUGCCUGCAAUGAUCCGGGCACGACGACGGAUCCCCAGCUUACCGCAACUGUCCCUGCUGGCACUUCAAUUACUGCUUAUUGGAAUAACCCCUGGCCGCAUGCUAUAGGACCCAUGAUGAUCUACAUGGCCAAUUGCGGGGGUGACUGCACUGAUGCGGACCCCACUUCUCUCAACUGGUUCAAGAUCGACGAGUCAGGUCUUCUCAAUGGCACCGUCGCUGACGGCUUCUGGGGCUCUGGUUUGAUGAUUCAGCAGAAUUCGUCAUGGACCUCGACGAUCCCGGCCGCCCUUCCAAAUGGAAACUAUAUGAUCCGGCAUGAGACGCUUGCGAUUCACACUGCGAACCAGCCGCAGUUUUAUAUGGAGUGUGCGCAGCUCACGAUUACAGGUGGUGGAAGCGGAACACCUUCUCCAACUGUGAAGUUCCCGGGUGCAUACAGUAUGGAUGACCCGUCCAUCAACAUAGAUGUGUAUUCAUCUACUGCGACUACCUACGCCAUCCCCGGACCUUCUGUCUGGACUGGUUGAAGCUAUCUGAGGUGGAUGAAAAAGAGGACGAGCGCUGUUGUCGAUGCA
Fomitiporia mediterranea MF3/22 is the source of this 768-nucleotide messenger RNA. Its product is annotated as glycoside hydrolase. NCBI's taxonomy places the organism in Eukaryota, Fungi, Basidiomycota, Agaricomycetes, Hymenochaetales, Hymenochaetaceae. The transcript has 6 exons. The record is from RefSeq and is a predicted model, not a curated record. The coding region runs from base 1 to 720 and encodes 239 amino acids.